CGGUAUGAAGAUGUUGAUGAAAAUUGUUCUGUUGGUGGCUUUGUGCGUUUUUGUGAGCGCGAGUGAACCGGAAUGUUCAAGAUUUCACUAUGAAGAGAAAACGCUUGAAAAAAUGAUUAAAACUGAAAUAUAUGUGGACAAAAUAAAAUCGGAGACGGAAAUCAUGCAGCAAAGAAUGUCCGAGAAACUUGACGGAAUUCAAGAAGACUGGGAGAAAACGAAGAAUGAACUAAACGAUGCGAAAGCAGACAGUAGGAAUGCUGUGGAAGAAAUCAAAGAAAGUUUUUCAACCAUUCAAGCAGUAGGCUUCAUGGCACUCGAUAUAAAGAAAACUGCGAUAAGCAAUGGUGAGACACUUGUAUUUAGCACAACACAUUUUGACGUCGGUUCCAGCUACAACAACGAAACUGGAAUCUUCGUAGCACCUGUGGCCGGAAUCUAUAUGUUUGCCUUGCAUCUGUGUCUUACAGAAAACAAAUACAUUUACUUUGAAAUUGACACAACAAAGGGUCCUACUCUAAAAAGCCGCUUCAUCAACGACGGAAGUAGCUAUUACGGCUGCCAAACAGCUACAGCUGUUGCAGAACUGGGUAUAAAGGAACAUGUGUGGAUAAAGAGUGGAACGUCCUUCUCUACUGGGACUUUGUGGGAGGCCCCAACUAUGAGGAAUAGCUUUUCUGGUGCUCUGAUUAGUGCAGUUACAAAAUAGACAAAAUAUUCAGUUGUUUUAUUCACGUUUUAAAAACCACUGCUGUAAGUUUUCAUAAUUAUCCAGUAGUCAAAUUUCUUGCGGCUGUUCAUAGAGAAACAGAACUGUCAACAUGAUACAGAAAUUAUGCAUCGUUUACAACAGAGAAAUAAUACCAGUAUAUUCACUUGCUCUGCCGCAUCGUCGUUUUUCUGCUUUACUUAUUUUUGUCUUCAAUACAGAUGUUUAAGCAUUUGUUACAAAAGCAUUGUUUGAGACAUCGUCAUUAUUCUAUUCAUGUGAUAAGACAGUGCUUUUUUCCAAACGGACACACUUUCUAAAUAAUCUAUAAAUUAGACCAUAGUAAAGGUCCAUACGAAGUCAAGUGAAUGCAAAUGCCCAACUUUUGUAUGUUGAAAUCUAAAAGUUGAAAUUGCAUUUUUAAUGCGUUUGUGAAAAUCUUAGUGCAAGCAUUUGCACCCUGUUCAACAGGCAACACCGAUUUACGGUAUAAGUAAUACAUAUAUUGUACGGUAUAUUUUAUUGGAUAAGGUCAUAAUAAUUGUCAAUGACAAAAAUCAUGUAACAUAAAGAACAUUUGAUUGUAUCUAUCAAAACAUGAGUCCAUGAUAGGCAGUUCCUAAAACCCACUAGAAGCGAGCUGGUCUGACAUCUAUUUUCUAGCCUGUUUCGUCUUACUCCUACUGGUGCUGCCUUCUGCAAAGGCAUUGAGUAGAAGCAAAUUUAGGCUUGUUUUAUAUAGACUUACAAGUGCAUGUUUGUGUUUAACAUACCAGGUGUGUUGAGAAUUCACUUAGAGUGGGUUCUUUUAUUUUUUCACUGUCCUGCGACUUCGCAACAUGGUGGAUGUUAAGACUGAAACCAGUUUAUAAUCCCCAGUCGUUUGCGCGUCCAUGCGUGCACUGCUGUGGGUUGCAGUUUGGGGAG
This is a messenger RNA of Mercenaria mercenaria, 1636 nucleotides long. RefSeq lists its product as uncharacterized. The transcript is spliced from 2 exons. The record is from RefSeq and is a predicted model, not a curated record. The coding region runs from base 5 to 709 and encodes 234 amino acids. Gene Ontology annotation, molecular function: protein binding. NCBI's taxonomy places the organism in Eukaryota, Metazoa, Mollusca, Bivalvia, Venerida, Veneridae.